Molecule: messenger RNA, 1021 nt
Organism: Eruca vesicaria subsp. sativa (arugula)
Lineage: Eukaryota; Viridiplantae; Streptophyta; Magnoliopsida; Brassicales; Brassicaceae
Source: the annotation of a GenBank genome assembly
CAACUUUUAACAACAAAUAUAAGUUUUGAGGCUUAAACCCACAAAACUUACAAUGGCAUUCUCGAAGAGACUCGUUUUCUCGAUGAUCUUUACAGUUUUUGCAAUAGUUAAGCCAUCAGAAGCUGCUCUCGAUGCUCAUUACUAUGAUGAAUCGUGCCCCGUCGCAGAAAAAGUCAUACUUGAAACUGUUAAGAACGCUACUUUGUAUGAUCCUAAAGUGCCUGCUCGUCUACUCAGAAUGUUCUUCCACGACUGCUUCAUCAGGGGAUGUGAUGCGUCGAUUCUACUAGAUUCAACAAAGUCAACCCAAGCUGAGAAGGAUGGUCCACCAAACAUCUCGGUUCGGUCGUUUUACGUCAUCGAAGAUGCUAAGAGAAAGCUUGAAAAGGUUUGUCCUCGUACUGUCUCUUGUGCCGAUGUAAUCGCCAUCGCAGCCAGAGAUGUUGUCACCCUGUCCGGUGGUCCAUACUGGAACGUACUAAAAGGGCGAAAAGAUGGGACUAUUUCACGAGCCAACGAGACUAUCAAUCUCCCUGCGCCCACGUUCAAUGUUUCACAACUGAUCCAAAGCUUUGCAGCAAGAGGCUUGUCAGUGAAAGACAUGGUUACACUCUCAGGCGGCCACACGAUAGGAUUCUCUCAUUGUUCAUCUUUCGAGGCCCGUCUUCAAAACUUCAGCAAAUUCCAUGACGUUGAUCCUUCCAUGAACUUUGCUUUUGCGCAAAGCUUGAAAAAGAAAUGCCCAAGAUCUAACAACCGAGGCAAGAACGCAGGGACAGUGUUGGACUCUACGACCACGGUCUUUGAUAAUGAUUACUACAAGCAGAUCUUGUCAAGGAAAGGAGUGUUUGGGUCUGAUCAGGCGCUUCUAGGUGAUUACCGUACCAAGUGGAUUGUUGAGACGUUUGCUCGAGACCAAAAUGCCUUCUUCAGGGAGUUUGCGACUUCCAUGGUGAAACUUGGAAACUUUGGAGUCAAGGAGACAGGACAAGUGAGAGUUAACUCUCGCUUCGUUAAUUAG